UUUUUCUUUACAUUUAUUGCAUCACUUAUUUAGCAACAGGCCUCGAAAAUAUUCAGGUUCUGGUGUGAGAUUGCGCGGGUUAAAAAGAUUCAUGUAGUUCGGUAUAUUAUCUUAGCGUGAGUGAAGUAGAUUCGCGAAAGUUCGCUAUGUAGUCACCAUUUAAAAGCCGGCAACGCAUCGCCAAGACCUCAAGUGUUCAUUGAAAUCAGGGAGCACCGGGUGAGUCCGGCGCGUGUACCAGUGCCGGGCGUGUGUGUCGGCGCAGGCCGCAGCAGGCUCGCCCGCGCCCCGCGCCGCGCUGCUGGCGCCGCGCGCUCAACGUCGACCCGCCCUGGCUGCGAGCCCGGGCCCGCUGACGCCACACCGACAUCACCUGACACUUGUGGACUAGCGCUAGUGGGCCACCAGCAACCGGCUCGACCACCUGACACCGACUGCCCGGCGAGCAGACAAGCGCGGCAUAGCGGCCCCUCGCUCCGGCACUGCCGGGGCUACGUCGGCCUAACCUCCACCUUAAGCCAACCGCUCAAGGUUCAAAAUCCACCUUAAGACAACUUCGCAAGGUUCAAAAUCCACCAUGAAGGUCGUAGAAGAGGAACAGCUGAUCACCGUGAUGGACGGGCCGUGGUCCCCGACCAGCCUGAUCCGGGAGAUCGUGGAGAGCGGCACGCAGGAGGACCCCUUCUACAUCAUGGACAUGGGCGAGGUGGUCGCGCGCUACCAGCGCUGGAAGGAACUCAUGCCAAGGGUCGAGCCCUUCUACGCUGUGAAGUGCAACGACGACAAGUUGUUGGUGAGCACGCUGGCGGCGCUGGGUACCGGCUUCGACUGCGCGUCCAAGGCUGAGAUAGAACUCGUCACCUCCAUCGGCGUGGCUCCCGAGCGUAUAAUAUUCGCGAACCCAGCCAAGAUGGCGUCGCACAUCCGCUACGCGUCCGCCGUGGGCGUGGACGUCAUGACCUUCGACUCCGAGACCGAGCUCGUUAAGAUCAAACAAUACAUGCCGCACGCACAGCUAGUGAUCCGCAUUCGUUGCGACGCGGCGGCCGCGCAGUGUCCUCUGGGCAUCAAGUUCGGCUGCGACCCCGUCACCGAAGCCCCCAGGCUGCUGAAGUACGCAGCUGUGCUCGGACUCGAGGUGAUCGGCGUGUCGUUCCACGUGGGCAGCGGUGCGUCCGAGACGGAAGUGUACGCGCGCGCCAUCGGACUGUCGCGCGCGCUGUUCGCCGUCGGACACAACGUGGGACACAAGGCCAUGCGUCUACUGGACAUCGGGGGAGGCUUCCCCGGCGGGACACACACCUCUAUCAAAGAGGUGGCCGAGGUAAUCAACGCGGCUCUAGAGGACCAGUUCCCCGAGCGCGCAGUGCGUGUGAUCGCAGAGCCGGGCCGGUACUUCGCGGCCGCCGCCUACACGCUCGCCACCAUGGUGCACGCCAAGCGAGAGAUAACAUCGAACGACCCGGACGCUGAGACGCACACGAUGUACUUCAUCAACGACGGCGUGUACGGGUCCUUCAACUGCGUGUUGUACGACCACCAGAGUGUGGUGGCGGAGCCCCUGUCGGCGGGCGGGCGCGUGGGCGCGUGCUCGGUGUGGGGCCCGACGUGCGACGGGCUGGACUGCGUGCUGCCCGCCGCGCGCCUGCCCGCGCUGGCCGCCGGCGACUGGCUCGUGUUCCGCGACAUGGGCGCCUACACGCUGCCCGUCGCCUCGCCCUUCAACGGCUUCCCUGUGCCCACUGUGCGACCCGUCGUCGAUACACGCCUCGCGUGUAUGUUGAAGGAGUUGCGCCCGCUGAGCGCGUCGCAGUUCGCGUCGUCGCGGGCGCAGCCCCCGGCGGCGGGCGGGGCUGGGGGCGCGCCCCCGGCCUCCGCGCCCCCCGCGCCCCCGCCGGCCGCGCCCCCCGCGCUCCCGCCCGUGUUCGUGGAGUGCGCGCUCAAGUGACGCCGCACGCACACACUGUCGCCCCGCACGCACACACACACACAACACCACUGCUUAUGACCCGCAGAGAUACAAGUGUUAUAUGACCAGCGAUUGCAAGCGCCUACUCAGUUAACGCAGAUGACUAAGUUUGUUAAGGACAGUAUCUUGCAUGCGACAGCAUUAGCGUAUUAGCGAGGACUUGCAUCCGCUGAACGUAACCAACGCCAUCUAGUGUAAACGGCGCAAUAAAUAUUAGGUAAUCAAUGUCCACAUUACAAAUAAACAAUGAUAAAAAAAUGUGUACGUUAUACAAAUAUUUUUGUAAAUUUCUAUCAUCAUCUCAUCGAUAUUGUUUGCCAAUUUCUCGUGUUCAUAGUAUAGCCAAUAAACUAGGCUUCGUGGCUACGGUGCGACAGUACCAAGAGUUGUAGUAAAUGUUGAAAACUUUGCAUUUCAGUAAUUAUUUUUAUCAAACAUCAAAUUCAAUCGUCAGGGGUCGAGUGUUUUGUUUUGUAUAAAUUAUUGCACUUUCGUGUUUCGAUAUGUCGCGAUCAAAUCGUUACAUACUAAGUUUAUGUAUUUAAAAUUAUUGUGGUGUACAUCGCUUUUGCGAUAUUGUUAUUUUUUUUUUGCUUACUAACAUUAUUCAUUUUGCGCAAAACUGCCAGAAUGUAUAAGAUUCGCGGUGUUUCGUUUGCGUGUCAUUUUGGGUUUGCCGACAUGCGUAAUGAAAUAUUUACAUGUAUUGUCAUUUAGAUGGGUUUCAAAAGAAUAUUUUUAGCCAAUUUCCUUAUAAAUAAACAUUUGUGAAAUGUGA
Molecule: messenger RNA, 2747 nt
Organism: Trichoplusia ni (cabbage looper)
Lineage: Eukaryota; Metazoa; Arthropoda; Insecta; Lepidoptera; Noctuidae
Product: ornithine decarboxylase 2-like
Exons: 10
Coding region: 578-1948 (456 amino acids)
Cellular component (GO): cytoplasm
Molecular function (GO): ornithine decarboxylase activity
Source: RefSeq, a predicted model, not a curated record